Marmota flaviventris (yellow-bellied marmot) is the source of this 1134-nucleotide messenger RNA. Its product is annotated as neuronal acetylcholine receptor subunit alpha-2-like. The record is from RefSeq and is a predicted model, not a curated record. Gene Ontology annotation, molecular function: acetylcholine-gated monoatomic cation-selective channel activity; transmembrane signaling receptor activity. Gene Ontology annotation, biological process: monoatomic ion transmembrane transport. NCBI's taxonomy places the organism in Eukaryota, Metazoa, Chordata, Mammalia, Rodentia, Sciuridae. Gene Ontology annotation, cellular component: postsynaptic membrane.
UGGGUCCCUUCAGAGAUGAUCUGGAUCCCUGGCAUUGUCCUUUACAACAAUGCAGAUGGGGAGUUUGUGGUGACCCACAUGACCACAGCGCACCUCUUCUCCAUGGGCACUGUGCACUGGUUGCCCCACAUUUACAGGAGCUCCUGCAGCAUCGACGUCACCUUCUUCCCCUUCAACCAGCAGAAUUGUAAAAUAAAGUCUGGCUCCUGGACCUAUGACAAGGCCAAGAUCUACCUGGAGCCAAUGGAGCAGAUGGUGGACCUGAAGGACUACUGGGAGAGUGGCGAGUGGGCCAUCAUAAAUGCCACGGGCACCUACAACAGCAAGAAGUACGACUGCUGCGCCGAGAUCUACCCUGAUGUCACCUACGCCUUUGUCAUCCGCCGGCUGCCGCUCUUCUACACCAUCAACCUCAUCAUCCCCUGCCUGCUCAUCUCCUGCCUCACCGUGCUGGUCUUCCACCUGCCCUCUGACUGUGGCGAGAAGAUCACGCUGUGCAUCUCCGUGCUGCUCUCACUGACCGGCGAGUACCUGCUCUUCACUAUGAUCUUCGUCACCCUCUCCAUCGUCAUCACCGUCUUCUUCGUGCUCAACGUGCACCACAGCUCCCCCAGCACCCACAGCAUACCCCGCUGGGUGCGGGUGGCCCUGCUGGGACAUGUGCCCCGGUGGCUGCUGAUGAACCGGCCUCCUUUGGAGCCACACGACUCCCCAGGCCUGAAACUCGGCCCAUCUUGUUACUGGUUGGAGACCAACAUGGACGCAGAGGAGAGAGAGGAGGCAGAGGAGGAGGAGGAGGAGAAAGGCAGAUGGGUGUGUGCAGGCUGCCCAGCCCCCUCCAUGGGUAUCAUCUAUGGCCACAGAUGCCUGAACCCACAGACCUCAGGGCCCAGGGCCGAGGCUCCCUCUGGGGAGCCUGAGAUCUUGCUGUCACCUUGCAUACAGAAAGCCUUGGAAGGUAUGCACUAUAUUGCUGACCACCUGCAGUCUGAGGAUGCUGACUCUUUGGUGAGAGAAGACUGGAAGUGUGUUGCCAUGGUCAUCGACAGGAUCUUCCUCUGGCUCUUUAUCAUCGUCUGCUUCCUGGGAACCCUGGGGCUCUUUCUGCCUCCGUUCCUGGCUGGAAUGAUCUGA